This is a messenger RNA of Carassius gibelio (silver crucian carp), 4589 nucleotides long. Its product is annotated as polyunsaturated fatty acid 5-lipoxygenase-like. The record is from RefSeq and is a predicted model, not a curated record. The transcript has 14 exons. Gene Ontology annotation, cellular component: nuclear envelope. Gene Ontology annotation, molecular function: protein binding; iron ion binding; arachidonate 5-lipoxygenase activity. Gene Ontology annotation, biological process: lipid oxidation; linoleic acid metabolic process. The coding region runs from base 1 to 2019 and encodes 672 amino acids. NCBI's taxonomy places the organism in Eukaryota, Metazoa, Chordata, Actinopteri, Cypriniformes, Cyprinidae.
AUGUUCACGUACACGGUCUCUGUCACCACUGGCAAACAGGAGUUUGCUGAGACGGUUAAUGAAAUAUACUUGACUCUGGUGGGCACGGAGAGAAGCAGUGACCGGACUCUACUGGACAAAUCUGUUGUUGACCAUUUUACAAGAGGAUCGGUGGUAUCUGUUGAGAUCAGAGUGAAGGAGGUCCUUGGAGACAUAGUGCUGGUGAAACUCGGGAAGGAGAAAAUCUUGAUCAGUGAUAAGUGGUUCUGCAGAUGCAUCAGUGUGACGACACCCUCUGGAGACUCCUUCGAGUUCCCCUGUUAUCGCUGGAUAGACAAGGAAAAGGAAGUGGUUCUUCGAGAUGGCAAGGAUCGAUUGCCUCAGGAUGAUAAUAUGAAAGAGUACAGGCGCAUGGAACUGGAAUCAAGACAACUGCUGUUCAGGUGGAAGGAGUGGCGCCCUGGUUUCCCCUUGAGCAUCGAUGCCAGUUCAAGCAAUGACCUUCAUUUGGACAUUCAGUUUGAAGCUGCGAAAUCUGUGGACUUCUCUUUGAAUUACAUUACAGCGAUUAGGAAUCUUGGACUUAAUAAAUUUUUGAAGUUGUCCUCUUGGAAAGAUAUUGCAGACUUUGAAAAAAUAUUUGUGAAAAUCAAGAACUCCGAGUCAGAGUAUGUGAUGCAGAACUGGAAUAAGGAUUACUUUUUUGGCUAUCAGUUUUUGAAUGGCUCCAAUCCGGUGAUAAUCAGCAAGUGCUUGAAUCUUCCAGACAAGUUUGCAGUCACACAGGAGAUGGUGGAGGGCUCCCUGGAUAGAGGUCUCACGCUACAGGAGGAAUUAAAAGCGGGAAACAUCUACAUAGCAGACUAUGCAAUAAUGGAGGGAGUGCAAGCCAAUGCCACAGACCCAGAUACCAAGCAGUAUUUGGCUGCUCCCUUCUGCCUGCUGUACAAGAACAGCCAGAAUGAAAUCCUACCAAUUGCUAUUCAGCUCAGUCGUCAGACCACUGUAGGAGUGGGGAACACAGUCUUUCUCCCAAGCGAUAAUCAGUUCGACUGGAUGCUAGCCAAGAUGUGGGUGAAAUACACUGACUUCACUGUACACCAGCUGGUCACACACCUUCUCAGGACACAUCUGAUAUCGGAGGUUUUUGCCAUAGCCAUGUACAGACAGCUCGCUGCAGUCCAUCCCGUAUUUAAGUUGCUGAUACCUCAUAUUCGUUUCACCAUUGCCAUCAACACUGCAGCUCGUGAAAAACUCAUCUGUAAAUCUGGGCUCUUUGAAAAGGCUAAUGGCACCGGUGGAAAUGGAAUAGUUGAAGUGAUUCAAAAGGCCAUGAAAACUUUAACCUACAAGUCCCUGUGCUUCCCUGAGGCCAUGAAAGCUCGAGGAGUGGACAACAAGGAAGAUCUGCCCAACUAUUACUACAGAGAUGAUGGCAUGAUGGUCUGGGAGGCGGUGAAAAGUUUUGUUUCUGAUGUGGUCAAGAUCUACUACAGCAGUGAUGAGACCGUUCAGGAGGACAAAGAGAUCCAGGCAUUUGUUCAAGAUGUUUGUUUCUCUGGUAUGAAGAAUUCUCCCAAGGAAUGUGAGUUUCCAAAUUCCCUGAAAACCCGGGAGCAGUUGGUCGAGUACUUGACUGUUGUGAUUUUCACAGCUUCAGCACAACAUGCUGCCGUCAACUUCGGACAGUAUGACUGGUUUUCCUGGAUCCCCAACAGUCCCUGCACCAUGCGGAAGCCUCCUCCCACACAGAAGGGCCAGGUGGAUAUGAAGUAUAUCAUGGAGAGUCUUCCGGACCGUGGGCGAUCCAGUUGGCAUCUAGGAGCAGUUUGGGCCCUCAGUCAGUACCAGGACGAAGAGCUGUUUUUAGGCGUGUAUCCAGAUAAGUACUUCACUGAGCAAUCCGUCAUAGAAGCCACUAAGACUUUCCGCAAGAAAUUAUUUGAAGUGACCAACAUCAUCAAGAGCCGAAAUGAAAAACUGAAACUGCCCUAUUGGUAUCUGUCUCCAGACAGAAUCCCCAACAGUGUGGCCAUCUGAGAGAGCAUCUAUGGUAAACAUUUCCAAAACACAUAGAUUUUUGCUAGUAUAUGCUUAGCAUCUAAAGGAAAUAUGCAGAAAAACUUGGCAGGAACGGUUUUAACUGGGCUAUUUGGAUCCACAUCACAACAUAAUUACAUAAAGAAAAUCAUUGCUACAGUAACUAUAAGAAUAUUAGUGAAAAUGGUAAUCUGGGUAAAAAAUUAAUACAAAUUGUUCCGAAAUAUUUCUUUCUAUAUAAAAUAAAAACAAAUAAAUGUGCAGUCAGCAUUCAGAGUAAUUGAAAUGUGAUUUAUGGAUUCUCAUCAGCAACAUUUGUGUGUUAAUGUAUUACUUCAAGAGAGCAGACAUCUGUGUUAUUUUCUGUUUUUUUUUUUUUUUUUAAUUCCAAAAGUAAUAAUCAUUACUUAUGAUUAAUGUAGUUAUCAUUUGAUCAUUUUGGUCACAAUUUAUUUUAAGAUCCAAUUCUGGCUAUUAAGUUUAGGUAUUGGGAUGUAGAAUAUGUUAAUAGUGAGAUUUGGUCCCUAAACCAAAUUGUUACUUUCAUUUUAUUACAUAUUAAUCAUUUAUUCCUUAUUUUAUGCUUCUUUAUCCUUAUUUUAAUUUUAUGACAGUGGGUUUCAUAACAUAAUAAGACUCGCUGUAUUUGUACUGAUUGUAUGAGCAUUUGAAACACAUGCAACUGAGAUUAUUCAAUAAACCAACAUUGCUCAUUUUUACCAUCACUUUUGUUUUCCACUUUCUGCUUAUUAUGGUCAAAUUCUCAGGCUAUUACAAGACUGAUAAAACACCUUUGGUGAACAGACAAGACUUGCUCUUUAUAGAUUUUACUAGUUUGGAUACCUCACAAAACAGAUAUUGUCUGAUAGGAUUUGACAUCUGAGGUUGGAAAUCUUCUUUAGAAAUCUAACAGUAAGACGAAUAAGAUAUUAUUUUGGCAUCGACACUAUAGUAUAUAAUGCUUGAGUGAUUGUAUAAUGGUUGAGUGAGUAAAUAAUGCUUGCGUGAGGAGGGAUAUUUCUAUUUUUAGCUACGUUUCCUCAAUCUCCUCCACUCUCAUUUUUAUAUCCUUUCAUUCUUGUAUCCUAAGAUGGAACUACUGUAGGAUAUAGGAUAUAUAUAUCGUCAUGUAUGCAAAUAUAUCUGUGGAGUUUUUAUUGAGCAGGAGUCAUUGACACGUCAAAUCAGCAAUAAGCAACUUUCUCUGUGUGUGUACCUUUGGACACAGAUAAUUAUAAUGUAAAUAAUAAAGAUAUAAAGUAAACAAUUUGUUCUAAGGGCAUACUAACACUAGGCACAGUUGCCUCGUACUGAAGUCCAAACGUGAUUGUCCUUUCUUUAACUGAGAUAUCAGAGGAUUAUUACGGGGCAGCUGAGGUUAAUGGUGGAAUUUGCAGCUUUACUUGCAAACUACAUUACUGUCAUUAAUAAGACGAGAACCAGAUACAUUAUGAAUCUAAAUGUUCUUGAAUUGUGGUUCAAAGGGGUUAAUUUUAUUUUUUUAGGCUUGAUUGUGUUUACGGGAUGCAGUCUAUUUUUUUUUCUUUUUAUUGUGGAUUGACUUGCACAGAUAAAUUGUUCACCACAAAAAUAGCAAUGUGCAUUAACAAAAUAAAUAUAGUUCAUUUUGAUUUCAUGUGUACUUUAAUGGUUUGCUUUUUUAAAAAGAUGCAUUAUUUUUUAACGGUGUCCUUUGAGAUUUUUAAAGCCUUGCUGUUCAAGUUUCAGCAUGCUGCAAAAUUAGCUAGAUCCAGGUAUUUUUCGGAUUUAAUUGCCACAUAUCUUCAUAGGCCUAAGAUUUUAUUUCCCAUGAUUAAUUCAAUAAUUAAUCUGAGUUGCCAGUAUCCAAGUGUUGAUAAAUUCAUCUUUGGAUGCUGGGUUAGUGCCAAAAAUUUUUUUAAGCAUACUGCUAUUCAACCUUUGCUUAAGAAACAGGGUUUGGAUGAGGGUUCUUUAAAUAAUUGUCACCCUGUCUCUAAGCUGUCUUUCUUGUCAAAGUUGUUUGAAAAAGUUGUACAACCACAAUUGAUCCUGUUUUUAAAUUCAGCAAAUUUAUUGGAACCUUUCCAAUCUGGCUUCGCUGCUUAUCAUAGCACACAGUCUGUUUUGUUAAAGGUAUCUAAUGAUAUUUUACUUGCAGUUGAUGCUGGUAAAAAUGCUGUUUUAAUGUUACUAGUUCUUACAGCUGCAUUUGAUACAGUUGAUCAUGAUGUACUUCUUUGGUGUUUAGAGCAUUUGAUUGGUAUCAAAGGUACCGCCUUACAGUGGUUCACUUCAUAACUUAGAGACUGGUCCUUUUCUGUAUAAUUGGGCAAAUUUUUCUCUUCUUCAGCACCUAUUAUUAGUGGUGUCCCUCAGGGUUUUUUUUUUUUUUGAUAUGUUAUAUUCUAUAGCCUUAUAAUUUAUGUUUGUUUUAUUUAAUUAUUUAAGUGUAUUCAAGGAGUCUUGUACUCAUUUUUAUGUAUUGUCAAGGCAUUUUGUUUCUGCCUUCCCUGUUUUAACUUGUAAAGCAUUUUGGGUCAACUGUUGUUCGGUUAAAUGUGCUAUACAAAUAAAAUAACUUGACUUGA